GGCCAAUUCACUUGAUCUGUCUUCAAUUUGUAUAUAGAUUAUAUGCUGGAUAUUCCAACGACAUUCUUUUCUGUUUAGUUCUUUUUUCCCCCCCCAGGUUCAGUUUUUCUUUUAUGGUCUCAUGUCUCGUGGUGGGGCCUCGUAUAAGCUCCUUUUGAAAUAUCCGGCCAAGCAUCGCUUGACGUUGGCGUCUUAUUCCCCGCUACUCUCGUCCGCAAAGCAUUCAUUAGCUAGCCGAAACACAGCAAAAUCCUCGAAACCCGCAAUGGGCUCACAAAGAGUGUCAACGAGUACUACGUCGUCAGUUGACAAUCGGGCUGAGAAGAUUAAUUCGCAGGGCGAUAUGGCACCUAAUUCGAGAGGAGGAUGGCGACCGUACCGAGGUCGUUGGAACUCCAAGGGGGCGGCUCGGGAGAACGCCGGUCUUGAUGCAGCACGGUCCCGCGAUAACUACAAUUCGCGCAGAGGGCGUCCACGGCACAAUCAAAGAAGUUCCGAGAGGCAGUUGAACAUGGGGACAGGAUUCUACAGAGAUCACCCGGAGCGAUCGCUUUCUCCGCAUAAGCCGCAUAAACCGCCGCCUACUUCGUCACAGUGGCCCCAAUCGCAGCAUGACCCGAACCAGGCGCUAGCGAAUAACGGAAUUCCCGGGUUUUCAGUCAUAAAUUCGAUUCCUAUGCCGAACCACUUUCCUAUGGCUGUAGAAGCGCCAUUUGGAACAGCAUUCCAACUCCCACUCUUUGCGCCGAACGUUGCCAACCAGCAGCAACACAUGCAGCUUCCUCAGUCUCUAGAUCAAUCUACAGUGAACCCUUUCUUACUUCCUUCUCCGUGGAAUUGUGGCAAUCAAAUGACAGCAAUACCGCAUUUUCUACCGCCCAAUCCCUUCAUGAACUUUAGUCCAUUGAGCCAGACAGCUCCCCAGCCCAUGAUCAAUAUCAAUGGCUUUGGUCAACUGUCAGCACCCAACCUAUCCAACCCCGUCAGAGGACCAGUUCCUAUGGUUUCAGGGCAUCAGCCCCAAGGUGCGCCGUUCACAGACCGUCUCAAGUCACCAAAACUCCCAGAGCAACCGUCGGCAACAAAGAAAUACCUCCAUCAAUCAUCUCUAUCACCCAAACUCUCACCAACCCCGCAACCUCUUCUCAUCAUUCUUGACUUGAAUGGCACAUUAAUAUACCGCAAAACCAGACGUUUCCCACCUACAUUCGCACGGAGAGUUGGCCUAGAUCAGUUCUUGGACACCUUGAUUGAAAAAUACAAAGUCAUGAUCUGGUCUAGCUCCCAACCGCCAACGGUUAAAGCCGUCUGCCAGAAACUUUUCCCCGAGCCCAAAAGACAAAAGCUGGUAGCAGAAUGGGGUAGAGAUAAAUUCGGUCUUACAGACGCCCAAUACAAAUCCAAGAUCCAAGUCUACAAGACCCUUGAUACCGUUUGGUCUAGCCAGGAAAUCCAAGCGUCCUACCCGAAAUUACAACAACCACAACGCCCUGCCUGUCCACCCCAUAAAGCGAAAAAGGGUCCACCCCCUAAAUCCCGCUGGGACCAAACAAACACCAUCCUUAUUGACGACAGCAAACUCAAAGCCCUCAGCGAGCCUUACAACCUCAUCGAAAUCCCCGAGUUCACGAACGCCGCGGGAAUCGACGAAUCCAUGAUCUUCCCUAAGGUCCUCAAACAACUUGAGGUUCUAUCAAAAUGCGACGACGUCAGUAAAAUGCUCCAGCUAUGGAGUUCGAAGGCCUCGGGAACAACAAGUAUCCUAGACCUCGACAUCAGCUCUACGGUUGAUCUCAAAGUCCUCGCUGCGACUCCAGUCGAUCCAGCCCAAGCCCGCAAGGAGAAACGGAAAGCUCGCAAACAGGAAAAGAAAGCCGCACGGUGGGCUGCUGCUGCUGCUGCCGCCGCCGCCUCCUCUUCUGCUUCUUCUUCUUCUAUUAUUAUCACUACAACUGCAACCGUGACAGCAAAUUUAGAAACAGAGGCAAAUCAAAGCAAGCCUCCCUCGCCUUCUGUAUCAUCCGGUCCUAGUCCUAGCGCUACAAAAAUGGAACAGAAAACGAAUCGAUCGCCUUCCCCAGCGACGUCAUCUGCGCCGUCAGAGAAUUUCCUCCUGGAUCGGCUCGAGGAGUCUCUAGAUCUCUGAAUGUUUGUUUGGCUGACUGGACGAGACCCGACGAAUAAUCUAACGGCCUUUUCUACUCUACUCUACGCUACUAUUUCUAUCGCAUAUUAUCGCAUGACAUGGCAUGAUUUUGAUUUCUGCGGCAAAGAAAGACCCAUUGCAUUGCAUAUUACCUACUACCUACCUCACGAUAGAUUGAUUUUGUUGGUUGUUAAUUCCAUCGAAAAAAACUUGACCUCAAUUAGAAGGCCUCCUACAGGAUCCUGUUCUGUUACCCAUGCCGCAGUUGUAUAAUAUAAUAUAUUAUAUAUUACAAAG
Molecule: messenger RNA, 2443 nt
Organism: Aspergillus ochraceoroseus IBT 24754
Lineage: Eukaryota; Fungi; Ascomycota; Eurotiomycetes; Eurotiales; Aspergillaceae
Product: NIF domain protein
Exons: 2
Coding region: 122-2146 (674 amino acids)
Molecular function (GO): phosphoprotein phosphatase activity
Source: RefSeq, a predicted model, not a curated record